Messenger RNA from Aureobasidium pullulans EXF-150, 804 nucleotides. Its product is annotated as Translin. Gene Ontology annotation, cellular component: nucleus; cytoplasm. Lineage: Eukaryota; Fungi; Ascomycota; Dothideomycetes; Dothideales; Saccotheciaceae. The coding region runs from base 1 to 804 and encodes 267 amino acids. The record is from RefSeq and is a predicted model, not a curated record. Gene Ontology annotation, molecular function: RNA binding; RNA endonuclease activity; sequence-specific DNA binding. The transcript has 2 exons.
AUGGAGGCCACCGAGGAGAAGCAAUCACCCUUCCUGCCCAUGUUCGAGACCUUCCGCGCCGAACUAGACGAACACCACGACCGCCGCGAACGCACCAUCAAAGCAUCGCGAGACAUCACCGCUGCAUCAAAGAAGAUGAUUCGCAAACUCGCACAACCGCUUCCUCCGCAUGUCAACAAGAAUAAUGCGCAAUACUACGAUAUCAUCAAGGAGCGCUACAAGAACAUCUCGGGCGACCUGCAAGGCUUGAAUGCAUGGAGAUAUGCACGCAACAUCACCGGUGGAAAUCAAGAAUACAUGGAAGCCGCAAUCUUCCAGCACUACCUCACCACUGGAACUCUGCUCACAUAUGAAGAGUCGGUGGAGCAGCUACGGUCGCUGGGAGGAGAGGGUGGUCCGGUACAAUUGACCGUCGAGGAUUACCUGCUCGGUGUCUUUGAUAUGACUGGUGAGCUGAUGAGAUUCUCCAUCACCACUAUGGCUACGGAUGGAAAACUUCCUUCUGUCGAAGCAAACGAUGAAGCUCCUUCGGUGGAUAAGAUGGAUGUGGAUUCUCAGCCUGGUAACCACAGAGAUGUCUUGACCGACCUCCGUUCGCUACGUUCAGAGCUGGAAGGCCUGAAUGUCGGCUUCGGUAGCUCAUUCGCUCGCGACGUGGACAAGAAGAUGGAUGUGAUGCAGACCAGUGUGGAGAAGGUGGAAAAGGCCCUGUACGGUCUAGUCAUCCGCGGCAGAGAACGACCAAAGGGCUGGAUGCCCGAUCUCGACUCUGGUCCGCGCAGAGAUGUUGAAGUCGAAGGUUGA